Molecule: messenger RNA, 936 nt
Organism: Cooperia oncophora
Lineage: Eukaryota; Metazoa; Nematoda; Chromadorea; Rhabditida; Trichostrongylidae
Source: the annotation of a GenBank genome assembly
AUGCUAAAUGGCCAUCAAUCAUUUUGUUGCUAUCUUGUACACAUUCUUAGUGGUAUGAAAGAGGAGCAAGAGGCUAGCCGAUCUCUUGCUGGAUUAAUAUUGAAGAACAAUGUUCGUUCGCAGUGGGCGAAAUAUCCAGAUGAAGUGCGAGAAUUUGUAAAGACCAAUACAUUAGCUAGUAUAGCUGAUCCAAGUCCAUUAAUUCGAGCUACAGUAGGUAUAAUAGUAACUACGAUAGUCGUCGAAGAGAAUGGUGUUGGUCACUGGCCAACUUUAUUGCCAUAUUUGGGCCAUCUUCUCGAUCAACCAGAUCCCAACAUGCAAGAGGGUUCGAUGGGAGCGAUCCAAAAGAUAUUCGAAGACUCAGGCGAUCGUCUGGAUACUGAACAGCACGUUCAUCCGCUGAUGCCGAAGAUUUUGUCGUUUUUCAGCUCAGAAAGCCCUAAAAUGAGGGGGUUAGCAAUGAAUUCGGUGAACAGUAUUUUGAUGAUUAACAACGAUCCAAUUAGUGCAGUGAUUGAUGACUUCUUACAACAGCUGUUUGGAAGGGCACAUGACCAUGAUCCGGAAGUGCAAAAGCAGCUUUGUCGAUCGCUGACUCUUCUGCUGGAUAGCCACUUCGAGAAGUUGGCUCCUCAUCUGCCGAAUGUUAUUGAUUACAUUAUAAUGAAAACUCAGGAUCCUAACGAGAAUAUCGCAGUUGAAGCUUGCGAGUUCUGGUUAUCGUUAGCUGAGAACUCGGAUGUCUGCAAAGAGUUGCUGUCACCUUUUCUGGAGAAACUCGUUCCAGUGCUCAUAAAGUGCAUGCGGUAUUCAGAAAGCGACAUUAUUGCUUUAAAGGUAAGAUAUCAAACGCCUUUUUCUUUAUAUGUUAAUGUCGGGGAAAGGGUAACUGGUUCACUAGCAUAUUUCUUGCUUGCGAGCAGACCACCGUGA